AUGGCCAUUCAAACAAUACUGGUGAUUAACAAAUCAGGUGGACUCGUGUAUCAGCGCGAUUUUUCAGCUUCAGCACCGAGACUUUCGAGUAAUGAGUAUUUAGUCUUGGCCGGUACACUUCAGGGCGUUGUGGCAAUUGCCAGCCAGAUUACGCCCAAAUCAUUGCAAAUUACCCGCAAGACAGGGUCAAAGUCAGGCUCGGAUGCUAACCACUCGAGCCAACUGGUUCCCUACGUGGGUGCGUUGGGUUCAUCCGCAGUCCCAGCUCAGGAACUUGGCAGCUUCAUGGGUCCGGACUACUUUAAUGAAGCUUUCACCAGUUGGAACACCACAGGACUGAAGCAUGUGACAACUGACCAAAACUCACUCUUCCUUUACCAAACGCUAACCGGGGUCAAAUUCGUUGCUGUGAGCUCACAAAGCGCCACAAGCACAAUGGCCGUGUCAAUAGCAGAAAAUCUAUUGCGCAAGGCGUACUGUCUGUACGUAGACUACGUGAUGAAAAAUCCAUUCUACGAGCCAGAAAUGCCUAUCAAGUGUGAACUUUUCGAUAAGAGAUUGGGAGAGCUUGUCGCACAGCUUUAG
Lachancea dasiensis is the source of this 585-nucleotide messenger RNA. Lineage: Eukaryota; Fungi; Ascomycota; Saccharomycetes; Saccharomycetales; Saccharomycetaceae. The record is from the annotation of a GenBank genome assembly.